CCCGCUUAAGGUUACGUUGGGUUACGACGUUGCGAAGCGAGAUUAGCCGGUGACCCCGUGACUGGAGGCAUUAAAUUACCUUAAAUACGCGUCCGAUAAUCGGCCGAUCGUCCUGUCCCCGCGAUCGAAACGAGGGGCGGCCGGGUAUGGUCCGGGAAGUCAAAUGUCAGAUCUGUCAAACUGUCAAAGUGCGCGCGCGCGCGCGCGCACUCGAAUUCCACGUACGGGCCGAAUCACGACAUAGGUUAGACGCGACUUAGGUUGGAGGAGGAUAAUAAGAUUGUUUUGAUUACGUGGCCGAUUCUCGGGGCUCAUAUGUGCGGCUUCAUCGGCUUGCGAGAUUUGUCGGAGUCGUCGGAGAGGAGCGAUUUCUGCAGGUACCACCAUGAUCCUGUUUAGAACGGGCUCGAUUCUGGGUUUCCUGAUCCUCGUCAGCGGAUUUCGGGAGUACAAGAAAAGGGAUCUGAUAGUCCUGCGCGAGGAGGUACGAUCCAUGUUCGAUUACGCUUAUUCCGGUUACCUGAGGCACGCGUAUCCCUACGACGAGUUGCGUUCCUUGAGCUGCGACGGCUUCGACACCUGGGGCAGCUUCUCCCUGACGUUGAUCGACGCCCUGGACACCCUCGCGGUGAUGGGGAACUUCUCCGAGUUCCGGCGCGUCGCCGAGAUCAUCAGCUCGAGGGAGAACUUCGAGGCCAACAUCAACGUGUCUGUGUUCGAGACCAACAUCCGGGUGGUCGGGGGCUUGCUGAGCGCGCAUCUGUUAUCGAGAAGAGCCGGCGUGAAACUGGAACCCGGGUGGCCUUGUAACGGACCCUUGUUGCGUCUCGCCGAGGACAUGGCUAAGAGACUGAUCGCCGCUUUCGAUACCCCGACCGGGAUGCCAUAUGGUACGGUUAAUCUCAAGUACGGAGUGCCGGAAGGCGAAACCAGCAUCACCUGCACCGCCGGCAUCGGCACUUUUUUACUGGAAUUUGGUACCCUCUCUAGGCUGACCGGGGAUCCCCUGUACGAGGAGGUGGCCAUGAACGCUCUAAAAGCGUUGCACUAUUACAAAUCCAACAUCGGCCUGGUUGGCAAUCAUAUCGACGUUCUCACCGGUCACUGGACUGCUCAGGAUUCCGGGAUAGGCGCCGGAGUGGACUCUUACUUCGAAUAUCUGGCCAAGGGUACUCUGCUGUUCCAAGAUCCAUUGCUGGCGUCGAUCUUUCAGGAACACAGGAGGGCGAUAGAGAAAUACAUUCGUCGAGAGGACUGGCAUCUCUGGGUCUCCAUGACCAAGGGUCAAGUGACGUUGCCGGUCUUUCAAUCCCUGGACGCUUACUGGCCCGGGGUGUUGAGUCUCUUCGGCGAGAUCGCGGACGCGAUGAAGUCCCUGCACAAUUAUCACCGUGUGUGGAAGCAAUUCGGAUUCACUCCCGAGUUCUACAAUAUACCGCAGGCCGAGGCGGGUACCAACCGGGAGGGCUAUCCGCUGCGACCGGAGCUCAUAGAAUCCGUUAUGUAUCUUUACAGAGCGACCAGAGAUCCCUGGCUGAUCCAGGUUGGGGUGGAUAUUCUGCGAAGCUUGCAGCACAGCGCGAGAACCACCUGCGGCUACGCGACCAUCAACGACGUCCGGGAUCAUCGGAAGGCGGACAGAAUGGAAUCCUUUUUCCUCGCGGAGACUACCAAGUACCUGUACCUCCUCUUCGAUACUGACAAUUUUAUCCACAACACCGGCUCCGAGGGCGAGAUCGUCGAGACACAAUGGGGCCGCUGCGUCGUGGACGCUGGCGGAUACAUCUUUAACACGGAAGCUCAUCCCAUCGAUCCUGGAGCCUUAUACUGUUGUCGGCCGGCGCGGGAGAUUUUCCCGGACAAGAGGGCGGUCCUCAAAAGAUUCCUCCCGACGCGGAACGUGCUAGAGGAUGACGUCACGCUGACCAAUCUUCAUUCCAAGAAGAGUGACGUUUCUAAGAUGAGGAAUGCAGACGUCUUGCCUAUCGCGAUAGUCAAAUUAUCGGAAAUCAGGCACUACGUGAAUAAGAAGGAAGGCUCGCUCAACGAAACCUCCUCUUUUUCUUCUUCUUCUUCUUCUUCUUCUUCUUCUUCUUCUUCGAAUGUCUCGAGGGAUUCCGUUGGAGAGGAGAACGCGACGGAAACGAAGAAGUCGAAUCGGACGAUCCCGUUCCCAACCGCGCAGAUCCUCGCACCUUCACCGACGAUCUACAAAGCCGACGACAGCGAUGGUCCCGACAGUUUCGAGUCUCCAAUCUUAUCCAACGGACAGUACUCCUCGAGUGCCACCCUGCAGAGUUCUGGUACCCGACCGAAUGCGACCCCAAGUCCCCCUAAGAUGAGAUUCGAGCCUCAAAUCAUGUUGGAGAACAUCAGACGUGGGAAUCUCUAUCCGACAAAUGUCACAGCGAGACAGAAUUAUCAACUACUGUCCUGUCAAGCUCAACCAUUCCUGCAACGAAUGUCGAUCAUAGGAGAAUUUUUUUAAAUAAUAAAUUGUGUAAAUGCGAGAGAGAGAGAGAGAGAGAUUUGUGAAUAUAUUAGGGCGAUUCAUGAACUAUUUUUGAUUCGCAAGAGAGACUGUUGUUAUAAGAAAUUUUACACGCAGUCUUGUUUCGCUAACAUAUUGUACUUUAAUAUAUUUCUGUGAUAUAA
This is a messenger RNA of Nylanderia fulva, 2655 nucleotides long. RefSeq names its product ER degradation-enhancing alpha-mannosidase-like protein 2 (gene Edem1). Gene Ontology annotation, cellular component: membrane; endoplasmic reticulum. The record is from RefSeq and is a predicted model, not a curated record. Gene Ontology annotation, molecular function: mannosyl-oligosaccharide 1,2-alpha-mannosidase activity; calcium ion binding. Gene Ontology annotation, biological process: endoplasmic reticulum mannose trimming; mannose trimming involved in glycoprotein ERAD pathway; carbohydrate metabolic process. NCBI's taxonomy places the organism in Eukaryota, Metazoa, Arthropoda, Insecta, Hymenoptera, Formicidae.